This is a messenger RNA of Drosophila virilis, 987 nucleotides long. It is a transcript of the gene dyw, whose product is annotated as daywake. The record is from RefSeq and is a predicted model, not a curated record. NCBI's taxonomy places the organism in Eukaryota, Metazoa, Arthropoda, Insecta, Diptera, Drosophilidae.
GACUGGCACUCUGUCGGGAAUUGUCAGCCCGUCUUGAAGCUGGCAUAAAAACGCAUCGCACGCAUUCGCAGCUCGUUAGUUGAGGAUUUUCUGGCGGCCAAUCAAAAUGUAUAACUGGAGAAGUCAUACCUGGAUGGCCAUAGCAAUUGCUCUGGGCCAUAUUGCUGCCGGUGGCGGCGAUCCAUUGCCCGAUAAGCUGCAGCGCUGCCGCGUGGACGAUGAGGCGUGUAUUUUGCGGCAAACGCAGACCUAUGUGCGUCUCUACAAGAAUGGGAUACCCGAGCGGAAUGUGCCCAGCAUUGAUCCCUUCCAGCUGGGCACGCUGAGCAUCAAUAGCGGCGGUGACACCGAUUCCGUGCAGUUCAAUCUGAUCAUGAGCAACACCACUUUGCACAAUUUUGCCGAUACUGUGAUUUUCAAGAGCGCCAAGGGCUUUACCAAGGAUCUGAACAAGCCCCUAAAGCUGCUCUGGAGCGUCACCCUGCCGGCCGUCGAGUUGCGUGCCGAUUAUGAGGUUGAGGGCAAAAUCCUGAUUCUGCCCAUCGUUAGCCAUGGUAAACUUGUCAUCAAGCUGAACGAGAUGCAGUCCAGGUCGCGCAUUCGUGCCACACCCGAGAAACGAGCCGAUGGACACACCUAUCUGAAGGUCACCGAAUACAAGUCGGUCGGCAAAGUGGCCUCUGGACACUUUAAUUUGACCAAUCUGUUCAACGACAAUGCUGAACUGCGGGACAGCACACUGAAGGUGCUCAACGACGAGUGGGAUGCUCUUUCAGCGGACAUACAGCCCAAGAUAACGGAGGCCUCGGAUCGUUUCCUUUCAGUAGCAUUGCAAAAACUCUUGGACACUUUGCCAUAUGAUGAAUUCUUUAAAGACUAAAGAGUCAAAUGUAAUUUAAUAACAUUUUUAAACAUAGAUAUAUUGUGAUCUGUAUAUGUGUUUGCUUUUCCACUGUGAAUAAAAGAUAACACCUGGCCAGUCUUGAA